GGCGGGGGGGGGCGGUGGGAGAAGCGGUUCGCUCAUCGGCGCCAGCGUCGGUGGCGGAAGCGGCUUCUGGUCUUGGACUGCUCCCCCCAAUGUCGGCUUAGCCGUCGCCGUCACGGCCAUGGCCGGUAUAGCCUUGGCCGCGACAGUCGUCUACUCUCGUAGGUAAAGAAAACAAACACAAAUUCCCCCAAAAAACUGAAUCGAAAUCCCUAAUUUGUUGUGAGAGGAAAACCCUAGAUUCUUCGCUAGCUAGAUAGGUUGAUAGGUAGACUUUACACACAUAGAUGAUUACGCAUCAGAAACCCUUAAUGAGAGCCCUACGGCGGAGUCACACUUCCUCUAAUUCAUCUCCACCGUCGUCAAAUUCCACAUCUUCACCGUCAUCGUCGUCGUGGAUUCAUUUGCGAUCGAUUUUGUUAGUCGUUGCUUCCUCGUCUUCCUUUCCAGUUUCCACUGAUCGGGGUAGUCUUAAAUCACCUUGGUCCCGUAGGAGAAAAAAACAUGCCCUUCUACCCAAACAAUGGAAAAGUUUUUUUACACCUGAUGGGAAACUCACUGAUGGUGGUCUCAAGUUUUUGAAGAAAGUUCGCAGUGGAGGUGUUGAUCCAAGGAUCCGAGCUGAAGUGUGGCCAUUUCUUCUUGGAGUCUAUAACGUGAACAGUUCCAUGGAAGAAAGAGAAUCUGUUAAAAAUGAGAAAAGAAAAGAAUACGAGAACUUGCGGAAACAGUGCCGGAGAAUUUUAACACACAGUGAUAAGAGCUUUAAGUUGAACGAAGCUUCUGGAAACAGUAGCACCGAGAGCAGUGGGGAUUUCAGUCAAGUUUUAGAUUCUUCUGGCCAGGGGGAUGUUGCAAGUGCCAGGGAGUCCAUUUCAACUGAGGGAGGAAACCAGUUGGCCAAGGAUCCUGAUAAGCCGGUUGGCCAUCAAGGUGUUCAGUCUUCUAAAUCAUGUGAAGGAGAUGAUGAGAAGAGUGAGGUCACCUGUGAAGAUGCCUGUGCUGGCGGCGAGACAGAAUCAACUGAUUCUGAUUCCUCUGAAGACGCUGAUAUCACUCGACCAUUACUCGCCACUGAAGUAACUGGAGAAAAUUAUGUUGAUGAGAGUGCUAAGGAGAGCUCCUCUCCCUCCAUUAUAGAAAACAAGUCCAAAUCCCACACAGCAGAAGAUUUUGCCACAUGGCAGAGGAUCAUCCGCCUUGAUGCUGUGCGUGCAAAUGAUGAAUGGAUCAUUUAUUCACCAUCACAGGCUGAUGUAUCAGAGAUCAAGGCACAAAGACUAGCUGAGAGUGUCGGGCUGAAGGAUUACGAUCACUUGGAGCCAUGCAGGAUUUUUCACGCUUCUCGCCUGGUUGCAAUCCUGGAAGCAUAUGCGGUGUAUGAUCCCGAGAUUGGUUACUGCCAGGGUAUGAGUGAUCUACUUACUCCAAUCAUCUCAGUGAUGGAAGAGGACCAUGAAGCCUUCUGGUGCUUUGUGGGUUUUAUGAAAAAGGCACGGCAUAAUUUCCGGCUGGAUGAGGCUGGAAUCCGAAGGCAGCUUGGCCUUGUUUCCAAGAUUAUCAAGUGCAAAGAUGUUCCUCUCUACAGACACCUGGAGAAGCUUCAAGCGGAGGAUUGCUUUUUUGUGUACAGAAUGGUGGUGGUUCUCUUCAGGAGGGAGUUGAGCUUUGAGGACACUCUUUGCCUCUGGGAGGUAAUGUGGGCAGACCAGGCUGCAAUCAGAGCGGGGAUCGCCAAGUCUGCUGGGGGGAGGAUGAGACUAAGAGCCCCUCCUACUGAUGAUCUCUUGCUCUAUGCAAUAGCGGCCUGUGUGCUACAAAGAAGGAAGCUAAUAAUAGAGAAGUACAGCAGCAUGGAAGAGAUCAUGAGGGAGUGCAAUAGCAUGGCCGGUCGUCUGGAUGUUUGGAAACUUUUGGAUGAUGCCCAUGACUUGGUGGUGAACCUUCAUGACAAGAUUUAGAAACAUCCAAUGCUAAUGGUAGGCUUUGGUUUUUUCUUUCUUUCUUUUCCUUUUUAAUUAUUUUUAAUUUGAUGUUGCACCCGCUGAGGAUCCCUUUGAAAGCAAGGAUCUUGAGGUCAUGUUCACGCUGCUUGAAACAAGCAUCUGAUAGGCACUUUUAUGUAUUGGGAGUAAAAUUAUGGGAUUUUUAUAUAUAAAUGUAUUGCCCGCACUCUGCGCUUCUGCAGAGUGACUGUGGCACAGCAAUGCAGAAUUAGUAAUUCAGAUCAA
Messenger RNA from Prunus mume (Japanese apricot), 2228 nucleotides. The record is from RefSeq and is a predicted model, not a curated record. NCBI's taxonomy places the organism in Eukaryota, Viridiplantae, Streptophyta, Magnoliopsida, Rosales, Rosaceae.